UAUUUCAGUUGUCUCAGCUGUAACCAUAUCUACUUCAUAUCUUCCUUCUACAACAGAUUCUCUUGCUAAGGCUUUAGAGACAACAAAUUUAUCAGAGGCCAUUUCCAUGCUUUACCGUGUACUUGAGGAUCCUUCAUCAACUUCAGAAGCUCUGCGCAUUAAGGAACAGGCUAUCACAAAUCUUUCUGACCUUCUCUGGCAAGAGAACAGAGCUGAGGAUCUUCGUUGUCUUCUUACUCAGUUAAGACCUUUCUUUUCUCUGAUUCCCAAGGCUAAAACUGCCAAGAUUGUCAGAGGAAUUAUUGAUGCUGUUGCCAAAAUACCUGGAAUGUCUGAUCUUCAAAUUGCUCUUUGCAAGGAAAUGGUCCAGUGGACAAGAGCUGAGAAGGGUACUUUCCUAAGGCAGAGAGUUGAGGCAAGACUUGCAGCUCUUUUGAUGGAAAACAAGGAGUAUUCAGAAGCUCUGACCCUUCUAACUGGUUUGGUGAAAGAGGUGAGGAGAUUUGAUGACAAACUGCUACUUGUGGACAUAGAUUUACUAGAGAGUAAGCUGCACUUUUCAUUGAGAAAUCUUCCCAAGGCAAAAGCUGCACUGACAGCUGCAAGGACGGCUGCAAAUGCUAUUUAUGUACCUCCAGCUCAACAAGGCACCGUAGAUUUGCAAAGUGGAUUUCUUCAUGCUGAAGAAAGAGACUACAAAACUGCCUAUAGUUAUUUCUUUGAAGCAUUUGAGUCUUUCAAUGCUCUUGAAGAUCCAAGGGCAGUGUUCAGUCUGAAAUACAUGCUGCUGUGCAAAAUUAUGGUCAGCCAAGCUGAUGAUGUAGCUGGGAUAAUAUCUUCAAAGGCAGGACUGCAGUAUGUGGGGCCAGAAUUGGAUGCCAUGAAAGCGGUUGCUGAUGCUCAUUCUAAGAGGUCCUUGAAGUUGUUUGAAACUGCUCUGUGCGAUUACAAGGCCCAACUGGAGGAAGACCCAAUUGUACACAGGCACCUGUCAUCCCUCUACGACACCCUUCUGGAACAAAAUCUAUGUAGGUUGAUAGAGCCUUUCUCAAGGGUCGAGAUUGCUCACAUCGCAGAGCUGAUAGAGUUGCCAAUUGAACACGUGGAGAAAAAGUUAUCUCAGAUGAUUCUGGACAAGAAAUUUGCAGGUACCUUAGAUCAGGGUGUUGGAUGCCUUAUCAUAUUUGAAGAUCCAAAGGCUGAUGGCAUCUACUCUGCCACAUUAGAGACCAUUGCGAACAUGGGGAAGGUGGUGGACAGCCUCUAUGUCAGGUCUGCCAAGAUCAUGGCAUAA
Molecule: messenger RNA, 1294 nt
Organism: Carica papaya (papaya)
Lineage: Eukaryota; Viridiplantae; Streptophyta; Magnoliopsida; Brassicales; Caricaceae
Product: 26S proteasome non-ATPase regulatory subunit 11 homolog
Molecular function (GO): protein binding
Source: RefSeq, a predicted model, not a curated record